AUGUUUGCAGGAUACGCACUAUGGCUCAUCCCGUCCCCCGAGGAAUACAAAGCCUGGGAAAAGCUCAUGGAAUUCCGACCGCUUCAUUCCUCAGUGAAACCUGAUUCUAAAUCAUAUCCCUGCUUUGCUCCCCAUAUUACGCUCGCCACAUUCGCCAAUUUACCGCCCACUCUUGAUAUAGACAAACUCCCUAUCUACGACCUCAGGCCUCCUGUGAUGAAGUUCGAAUCAUGGAAGCGGGGCGACACGUACCUCGGUGCUCUCAUCAUCAAGCUAUCCAAGCCUCGCGAGCUUGAGCGCCUUCAUGGAGUGAUUACCGACUAUUUGAAUGACCUCAGCGCUGAGUGGAAGAGUCGCAACUUCCCGCACAUGUCGCUCUUCUACGUCGAUGAGCCACAAGAACGGCUUAAAUUGGAGGAGGGUUUGAAAGACUACAAGCAGAUGGGGACUUUUGGCGACAGUGGGGAUCUGGACCUGCACAGCCGAUUCACGGGAACGGAGGUCUGGCUGGUCGAUUGCACAUGUUCAGUUAGGCAGUGGAAGGUGAUGGAGAAGAGGUCACUCUCC
Molecule: messenger RNA, 567 nt
Organism: Desarmillaria tabescens
Lineage: Eukaryota; Fungi; Basidiomycota; Agaricomycetes; Agaricales; Physalacriaceae
Product: 2',3'-cyclic-nucleotide 3'-phosphodiesterase
Exons: 1
Biological process (GO): cyclic nucleotide metabolic process
Molecular function (GO): 2',3'-cyclic-nucleotide 3'-phosphodiesterase activity
Source: RefSeq, a predicted model, not a curated record